This is a messenger RNA of Aspergillus udagawae, 849 nucleotides long. RefSeq lists its product as uncharacterized. Gene Ontology annotation, biological process: proteolysis. Gene Ontology annotation, molecular function: zinc ion binding; metalloendopeptidase activity. The record is from RefSeq and is a predicted model, not a curated record. NCBI's taxonomy places the organism in Eukaryota, Fungi, Ascomycota, Eurotiomycetes, Eurotiales, Aspergillaceae. Gene Ontology annotation, cellular component: extracellular matrix. Bases 1 to 849 code for a protein of 282 amino acids. The transcript has a single exon.
AUGGAGACCCCUUCGCAUUCCUCUAAUGAAGAUAACCUCCCCUUCACAUGUGUCCAAUAUAAACCAGAAAAGAUUAUUGCUUUGCCAGAUCUAAGCAUGGGGGAUGUGCACACUGACCUCUGUGAAGUCCAUAAUUACCUUCAGCGCUAUGGAUAUCUAAGACAGGGUUCCAUAACCUCACCAGAUAUCCUUGAGGAUUCUUCAAUUUCCGCCCUCAAGAAGUUUCAAAAGUUUUACAAUAUUCCAGAGAACGGUACUGUUGACAGGGAAACUAGAAAAGCCAUGGCGCAGACUCGUUGUGCCCUUCCGGAUUUCAAUGGUCAAUCUCUGGAUGCUAAUGUGUCUGGUCCGUGGAGGCACCGAGAUCUUAGAUAUGCACUGGGCAAUCUCUCACAUGCCGUUACGCCUUCUGUCUGCCAGGGCGCCAUUAGACGAGCUUUAAACACCUGGAUGGACACUGGAGUUGGAGUUACGUUCACUGAAGUUCCUUCUACGGAAAGCUACGAUAUUUUCAUUGAAUGGCGGCCGGCGGAUGACCCAGAUCAUAGCAUGGUGGGUCCUAUCCUGGCCCAUGCAGACUUUCCUCCGGGAUUCUCCAUCAUUGUCAGAGCGCCUCCAUUGCCGCUUCAUUUUGACGACCAAGAACAUCACUGGGUUGAUGGAGCAUUCCAAGACGCGUUUGAUAUUGAGACUACGUGCCUUCAUGAAAUGGGUCACUGUCUUGGACUCUACCAUUCUAGCGAUCCAAACAGCAUUAUGUUUCCAACUGUAUCUCCCAAUCACAUGAGGCGAGCACUGGGAACCGAUGAUGUGGAGGGUAUCCGAAAUCUAUAUGCCACUGGACUCUAA